GUUAUAUCUCUGAACCGUGAGUACCUCUCUCACAGAAAGCCACCACUGCAAGCAGAGGCAGCAAAAAACAAAAACACACAAGACAAACGAGGAAAGAGGAAGAAAACAAAAAGCUGCCCCUUAUGGAAGAUAUAAAGGAUUCUACGGUAAAGAGAUUUUGCUCCAAAAAUAUUCUGAUCAUCCUUGGUUUCACCUCUAUCAUCGCUGUAAUAGCUUUGAUUGCUGUGGGACUGACCCAGAACAAACCAUUGCCAGAAAAUGUUAAGUAUGGCAUUGUGCUGGAUGCAGGGUCUUCACACACCAACUUGUACAUCUAUAAGUGGCCAGCUGAGAAGGAGAAUGGCACAGGAGUGACGCACCAGUUAGAAGAAUGUCAAGUGAAAGGUCCUGGAAUCUCAAAAUAUGCCCAGAAAACAGAUGAACUAGGCACAUACCUGGCUGAGUGCAUGGAAAUGUCCACUGAACUGAUCCCGACGGCUAAGCAGCAGGAGACCCCCGUUUACCUGGGAGCCACGGCAGGCAUGCGCUUACUUAGAAUGGAAAGCGAAGAAGCGGCAGACAGGGUCCUGGCUGAAGUGUCAAGAAUCCUCAGCAACUACCCCUUUGACUUCCAGGGUGCCAAGAUCAUCACUGGACAAGAGGAAGGGGCCUACGGAUGGAUUACUAUCAACUAUCUCUUGGGCAGAUUCACUCGGAAACACACUUGGCUAAACCUCAUCUCACCAGAUAGCCAGAAACAAGAGACCUUUGGUGCUUUAGAUCUUGGCGGAGCCUCUACACAGAUCACCUUUGUGCCCCUAAACAGCACCAUAGAGGCUCCAGAAAACUCUCUGCAGUUUCGUCUCUAUGGUGAGGACUACACUGUGUACACCCACAGCUUCCUGUGCUAUGGGAAGGACCAGGCACUCUGGCAGAAACUGGCCAAGGACAUUCAGGUUUCAAGUGGUGGGACACUCAGGGACCCAUGCUUUUAUCCGGGGUACAAGAAGCUCGUGAAUGUGAGUGAACUCUUCGGCACCCCAUGCACCAAGAGGUUUGAAAAGAAGCUACCGUUUGAUCAGUUUCAAAUCCAGGGCGCUGGAGACUAUGAGCAGUGCCAACAGAGCAUCCUCGAGCUCUUCAGCAACAGCUCCUGCCCCUACUCCCAGUGCGCCUUCAAUGGUGUCUUCCUGCCUCCUCUCCAAGGGAGUUUUGGGGCAUUUUCAGCUUUCUACUUUGUGAUGGAUUUCUUUAAGAAGAUGGCAAAAGAUGAUAUCUCCUCUCCAGAAAAGAUGACUGAGAUAAUUAAAAAUUUUUGCUCAAAGCCUUGGGAGGAGGUGAAAACCUCGUAUCCCACUGUGAAGGAGAAGUACCUGAGUGAGUACUGCUUCUCAGGCACCUACAUUCUCUCCCUCCUCCUGCAAGGCUAUCGCUUCACAGGCACUUCCUGGGACCACAUCCAUUUUAUGGGCAAGAUUGAAGACAGCAACGCAGGGUGGACUUUGGGGUACAUGCUGAACUUGACCAACAUGAUCCCAGCUGAAGAGCCGCAAACCCCACCCCUCCCUCACUCUACCUACAUCGGCCUGAUGGUUGUCUUCUCCCUGAUCCUGGUCGCUGUGGCAAUCACAGGCCUGUUCAUCUAUAGCAAGCCCUCAUAUUUCUGGAAAGAGGCGGUAUAGCAGGCGCAGCUGAAGUUUGCUGCCUGGAGUGAGAAAACAACUUGCCCAGGGAGUGUGUUCCUCCCUGCGGGGAGCCCAGAGUCACCCUUCCCUGCCUUCCAGGGACAGUCUAGACCAGCAUGAAGCUUCUGAGGCUUCUCUUGU
This is a messenger RNA of Acomys russatus (golden spiny mouse), 1805 nucleotides long. It is a transcript of the gene Entpd1, whose product is annotated as ectonucleoside triphosphate diphosphohydrolase 1. The transcript has 10 exons. Gene Ontology annotation, cellular component: plasma membrane. Gene Ontology annotation, molecular function: UDP phosphatase activity; GDP phosphatase activity. Bases 123 to 1661 code for a protein of 512 amino acids. The record is from RefSeq and is a predicted model, not a curated record. Gene Ontology annotation, biological process: nucleoside diphosphate catabolic process. NCBI's taxonomy places the organism in Eukaryota, Metazoa, Chordata, Mammalia, Rodentia, Muridae.